AUGGGCACAGGGCGUACUAACAGCAUCGAAGAAGAGGAUAUCAAAGAUGAUAUUGGCGACAUCAAUAAUAGCAUUCCCGAUGAUUUCACCAGUGCCUUUGUUACGCCACGAAAGGUGCAUAAUUCCACAUUAAGCGAAGAUGAUAUGCUCUAUGAGUCGAAUCGCAAUAAUAUUAGUGAACCGAAAGAUUUAUAUUCCGCCUUCGAUGAAACUGGCACAUUUCGUAGUAAAUCUAGUCAAAUAUGGGAUCCACAUCCCCAAUAUAUAAUGACCGCUUUUGGGCAUGAAUUGCAUUUGGUUUUACAUCAGGAUUCAUCAUUCAUACCAAAGCAAACAUUUAGUGUAAUUCGUAUACUUAAUAAUAGAACCGAAGCCCCACGGACGCGCUUUCAGCCGCCGACUCAGAUAUGGGUUUUGCCACAAUGCUGGGCACAGGGCGUACUAACAUUGGUGUAUCGCCCAACAGCAAUAACGGAUUGGUGGUGAUGGAUGAAGCUGCUAGAGAGUGAUGCGGGGAUAUUGCUUCCAGAGUGUGAGUGAAAAUAGUUUUGACGCUCCGUUGUUACGCAGUCGCGAUUGUCGACUACCUCUUCUGAAGUGAUGCGCAGCAGAGUGAUACCGAGCACGAACUUUUCCGAUCGGAUUAAUUCUAAACAGUGAAUUACAUAGUUAGGAUGAUCGUCGGGGAACUCCCGUUUUCCUAUGAGCGCAAUUAAUUGUGCGAAUGUAUCACGUUGUCGGCGAGGCACAUUUGCCACUGAUAAACUUGCAUAUGUAUUCCAUAAUGUUUCACGCAGUAAAGUUCUCUCGCUAGCAGUCAAAUGUGACCACCGACGUGAAAUCCAAUGCUCUAGAGUUAAUGUACUGAAAAACCAGAGAUAUUGGUUUGUUUCAAUAGAAGCAGCCACCUGUAGACUGAUUUGCCAAGCGCUUGGUUGUCCUCUGAAGGCAAUAAGUUCUGUUUCAAUUUCACGUUUUCGUAUAUUAGGCGUGGCUGGUUGGUGGAAUUCUUGCAAAAGUGCCUCUACCAUGGACAACGAGGAAGACAUUUUUUGCUAUGUCGCGGAGGCAAUCACAAUCUAUAGAUGCUAUCUGCUAUCAGAUUUUAGGGAUCUAAAUAUAUUUUCGAUGCAUAUAUAAAACAGUCUUUUAAUUGAAAUUGUCCAUAACACUUGCCGUUGUUAUUAUUCUAUAAAAACACUUAUCGCUUUCAGAAAAACAUUGAAACAACGAAAUUGUCGAAAUCAUGAAAAACGAAUGCUGCGCAGAGGCCGUUCCCAAUUCUUGGUAUUUUCU
Rhagoletis zephyria (snowberry fruit fly) is the source of this 1296-nucleotide messenger RNA. RefSeq lists its product as uncharacterized. Lineage: Eukaryota; Metazoa; Arthropoda; Insecta; Diptera; Tephritidae. The record is from RefSeq and is a predicted model, not a curated record.